AUGUCUCGAUGGGCGGCGGGCCGCAAAGGUCGCGGCGCAACGGACAUUUGCCGGACGGCCGAAAUCGACCUGUCCGAUUUGGACAACCUGCUCCCCGACCCCAACGACCUUCUCACCAAGGGCGUCGGCAACGGCUUCAGGCAGUACCCCGAGGGCGUUGUCCCGGAGAAGCCUUCGGAGAGGCUUCGACGUGUGAGCGGCUAG
This is a messenger RNA of Prorocentrum cordatum, 204 nucleotides long. The record is from the annotation of a GenBank genome assembly. NCBI's taxonomy places the organism in Eukaryota, Dinophyceae, Prorocentrales, Prorocentraceae.